Molecule: messenger RNA, 1871 nt
Organism: Xyrauchen texanus (razorback sucker)
Lineage: Eukaryota; Metazoa; Chordata; Actinopteri; Cypriniformes; Catostomidae
Gene: hapstr1b
Product: HUWE1 associated protein modifying stress responses b
Exons: 4
Coding region: 194-988 (264 amino acids)
Source: RefSeq, a predicted model, not a curated record
UUGUUUUCAUCGACUGUGUGGCGUUGCAGGUCGCUGAGAAGUGCACUCUCUGAUCGCUAUGCAGACGUAAACUAACAGCUGUCGAUGAGGCCGCCGUCGACGAAAGACUACGGUCCGGUUUAAUCGUCGCGGAGCACUUUCUAAGCGAACAUCAGAGCAUUAUAGCGGCGGUUUAAUUGUUUUUUUUGUGGCCAUGGAUGAGAAGAAGGAGGAGGGGGAAGCGGAGAUCCAGGAACACGGACCCGAGCACUGGUUCUCCAAAUGGGAGCGGCAGUGCCUAGCUGAGGCCGAGCAGGAAGAGCCGAGCGAGGAGGAGACCGAGCCGAGUCAACAAAAACUCUGGCAUCUCUUUCAGAACUCCGCCACAGCCGUCGCACAAUUGUAUAAAGAUAGAGUAUGUCAACAACAGGGGCUUUCCUUGUGGGUUCCCUUUCAAAACGCUGCAACUGCCGUCACUAACCUGUACAAAGAGAGUGUUGAUGCCCAUCAACGGAGUUAUGAACUGGGUAUUCAAAUCGGUCAUCAGCGACGAAAUAAAGAUGUCCUGGCGUGGGUGAAGAAGAGGAGGCGGACUAUUCGACGGGAGGAUCUUAUUAGCUUCCUCUGUGGUAAAGCCCCACCGCCACGUAGCUCCAGGGCUCCACCAAGACUUGCAAUGGUGUCGCCAAGCCGACCCGCAUCGUCGGAGACAAGUUCGUCUGUAGAAACGGACCUGCAGCCUUUCAGGGAGGCCAUUGCCUUGCAUGGUCUAAGUGGAGCCAUGGCUAGUAUCAGUAUGCGCUCUGGAGCUCCUGGUUCACCUACACACCUGAGCGCUAGCUCCACCCCCGGACGCCGCAGAAAUGGUCUCCAUGAUGUAGACCUCAACACUUUCAUUGCCGAGGAGAUGGCUCUUCACCUCGACAACGGAACUCGGAAACGAAGCUCCGCCCAGUGCAAUGAUGUCAUAACAGACUCGCCCACUCACAAACGCAAUAGGAUGAUCUGAGCUCCUAAAAUAAAGCAACAACAGCAAAACAAAUGAGAAAAAUGCCACUCUUCAGUCAUCCUCCCAUCAGGAAAUAAAAGCAGCCAAAUAACAGUGCUCACCACAGCCCAGCACAUUCUCUGAUUGGUCGAAAGAGCCCAGUGAUGUCAUCGGUGGAAGGCGGUGCUCAGUGCAGAGGUUUAAGUGUCCUUUCAUAGGAUUCUGUCUGCAAGCACACAACCCUCAUUCACUAUAUUGCUGUGUGAAUGGAGUGUGUGUGUGUUUAAGAUUGUGUUAUAGGCUGAAUCGAGACUUGUUUGAACGCAGGAACAAGAUAAACAUUUUGUGUGUGCAUGUUCAUAAUGAGCUACAUUUGUUUGAUUGCGUGUGUAUGUGUCUCGUUGUAUGGGAGUACUUGAUGUGUAUGUGAGCAAGAGUCUGAAUUUUGUGUUCGAGUGUGUUUGUGUGGUACCUGCCUCUUCCUCCAGCACCUGUCACUGCCCCAGCUCUGUUACCAUGCUGCGGCUUCAAAUGGCAUCAACACUUAGUUUUAAUAUUAUUGAUCAUGUUAUUCAUUAAAAAAUUUGCCUUCUCUUAAUUCUGCUCUAGUAGCAGGCACAAGUGCUGUGAUAGCCAUGCAUCUGCUGUCAUGCACAUCCGUCAAUCACUCUGUUUUUUUGUCGAUAAUAAUUUUGAGCAUUUAUCUCUUUUUAAUAUUUCCUCUCACUUUUCCCCAGCACCUUUGUCUCCAACAUUAUGUAAUGUAAAUACCCGUAGGUGCUGACAUAGACUUGUGGUACAUAUUGUAAAAAAAAAAGAUAAAAAAAAAAAAGCUGUGCAUAGACCAUUGAAUUGUUAAUGUACAAUAAUGAUUCUUGCAUUAAAGAAUUCAAGCUUUUAACUA